Molecule: messenger RNA, 3092 nt
Organism: Sciurus carolinensis (gray squirrel)
Lineage: Eukaryota; Metazoa; Chordata; Mammalia; Rodentia; Sciuridae
Gene: Txndc11
Product: thioredoxin domain containing 11
Exons: 12
Coding region: 126-2975 (949 amino acids)
Source: RefSeq, a predicted model, not a curated record
CGUGGAGGGUCCGGGUUAGCGGGCGCGGCCGGCUGCGGGGUUGGGGAGCGGCGGGCCGGGCCGGGCCCCCGGGCCCGAGGCGGCAGCGGCGGCAGCGGUAUAAAGCCGGCGACUGGGAGCAUGUAAUGUCGGAAUGCGGAGGCCGCGGCGGCGGCAGCAGCAGCAGCGACGACGCCGAGGACGAGGGUGGCGGCGGCGGCGGCCCCGCGGGCUCCGGCUCCCCUGGCCCGGCCCCGGCCGAAGCGUCCUCGGCGGGCCGGCUCCGCCGCGGGCUGCGCGGCGCCUCCCUCAUGGCGCGCCGGCGGCCAGAGCUGCUCUGCGGGGCCGUGGCGCUCGGCUGCGCGCUGCUCCUCGCCCUCAAGUUCACCUGCAGUCGAGCAAAAGAUGUGAUAAUCCCAGCAAAACCACCUGUCAGCUUUUUCUCCUCGAGGUCUCUGGUCCUUGACCUCUUUCAGGGACAACUGGACUAUGCUGAGCACGUUCGCCGGGAUUCGGAGGUGGUACUUCUGUUCUUUUAUGCCCCGUGGUGUGGCCAGUCCAUUGCUGCCAGGGCAGAAAUCGAGCAUGCAGCAAGCCGGCUUUCAGACCAGGUGUUGUUUGUGGCAAUUAACUGUUGGUGGAACCAGGGGAAAUGCAGAAAACAGAAACACUUCUUUUAUUUUCCUGUAAUACAUCUGUACCAUCGGAGUUUUGGACCAAUCGAAUACAAAGGCCCCAUGAGUGCUGUUUACAUUGAGAAGUUUGUCCGCCGGGUGAUGAAACCACUUCUCUACAUCCCAUCUCAAUCAGAAUUACUAGAUUUUCUCUCAAACUACGAGCCUGGAGUACUCGGGUACUUUGAGUUCAGCAGCUCACCCCAGCCUCCUGGCUAUCUGACCUUCUUCACCUCAGCAUUGCACUCAUUAAAGAAAGAUUACCUAGGAACAGUACGAUUUGGGGUUAUCACAAAUAAACAUCUUGCGAAACUGGUAUCCUUAGUACACUCUGGAAGUGUGUAUUUACAUAGACAUUUCAACACAUCACUUGUCUUCCCCAGGGAGGUCCUGAACUACACGGCUGAGAACAUCUACAAGUGGGCCUCGGAGAACCGCGAGACACUCUUCCGGUGGCUGCGGCCGCAUGGAGGCAAGAGCCUCCUGCUGCACAACGAGCUCAAGAAAGGACCAGCGCUCUUUCUGUUCAUACCUUUUAACCCCUUAGCCGAAAGUCACCCUUUAAUAGAUGAGAUCACCGAAGUGGCCUUGGAGUACAACAACUGUCACGGGGACCAGGUGGUGGAGCGCCUACUUCAGCACCUGCGGCGGGUGGACACACCCGUGUUCCAGUCCCUGGCGCCACAGCCGCCGGCUCCGCUGCUGGACACACCGCCGGUGGCAGCGUCCCCCUGCUGCAACAGUGUGGUGCUGCCCCAGGGGCACUCCUUCUCCAGGACCCACAACGUCUGUGAGCUGUGCGUCAACCAGACUGCCGGGGGCCUCAGGCCAAGCUCGGCCAGCAUGUCACAGUGCAGCUUCUUUGAGAUGGCGGCAGCCCUGGAUUCCUUCUACCUCAAGGAGCAGACCUUCUACCACGCGGCAUCAGACAGCAUGGAGUGCAGCAAUUUUUUAACUUCCUACAGCCCUUUCAGCUACUACACUGCAUGUUGCAGGACCAUUAACAGGGGCGUGGUGAGCUUCAUCGAUUCUGAACAAGGUGUCUUUGAAACCCCGACCCUUGCAUUCUCUUCCCUGGAGAAGAAAUGUGAGGUCGCCGCCCCGAGCUCCCUUCCUCACAUUGAGGAGAACAGGUAUCUCUUCCCUGAAGUGGGAGUGGCCAGCACGACCUUCACAGGCCUGAGCUGCAGAACCAACAAGACCCUGAACAUCUACCUUCUGGAUUCCAAUUUAUUUUGGUUAUACGCCGAGAGGCUGGGUGCUCCGAGCUCCACGCAUGUGAAAGAGUUUGCCACAAUUGUUGAUGUGAAAGAAGAGUCUCACUAUAUCUUGGAUCCAAAACAAACGCUCAUGAAGUUCACCCUAGAGUCUUUUAUUCAAAACUUCAGCGUUCUCUACAGUCCCUUGAAAAGGCAUCUCAUUGGAAGUGAUCCUGCCCAGUUCCCUUCUCAGCAUUUAAUCACUGAAGUGACAACAGACACCUUCUGGGAAGUUGUCCUUCAGAGACAGGAUGUCUUACUGCUCUACUAUGCUCCCUGGUGUGGCUUCUGUCCAUCCCUCAAUCACGUCUUUAUCCAGCUAGCUCGCCUCCUGCCUGUGGAUGCACUCACUGUGGCCAGGAUUGACGUGUCUCAGAAUGAUCUUCCUUGGGAAUUUAUGGUCGACCGUCUUCCUACUGUCUUGUUUUUUCCUUGCAACAGAAAGGACCUAAGUGUGAAAUACCCCGAAGACCUCCCCAUCACCCUUCCGAACCUGCUGAGGUUCAUCCUGCACCACUCGGACCCUGCCUCCACCCCCCGGAACUCCGCCAGGCCUCCUCCGGAAGAGUGUCUUCAGAGCGAGGCCGUCCUGCAGCAGGGGCACAUCUCCCACCUGGAGAGGGAGAUCCAGAAACUGAGAGCAGAGAUAAGCAGCCUUCACCGAGCACAGGCACAGGUGGAGGGCCAGCUCUCCAGUGCCCGCAGGGAUGAGCGCCGGCUGCUGCGGCAGCAGCAGACCCUGGAGAAGCAGCACGGCCUGCUCCAGCGGCACAGCGAGCAGCUGCAGGCCCUAUAUGCACAGAAGGCCCGCGAGCUGGAGGCGCUGGCCGACGCCUCGGAGACCCUCCUUACUGAGAACGCGUGGCUCAAGAUCCUGGUGGCCACCAUGGAGAGGAAACUGGAGGGCCAGGACCGGGCUGAGGACCCAGCCCCUCGGACAGAGGCGCGUCCUGAGCACUCUGAGCCCACAGGUGCCCCCCGGUUACCUGGCAGUGCCCCUCCACCUUCCAAUGUCAGUUCCACACUGGCACCUGAGAGGAAGAGUGAGAACAGGACAGACUAACUUUCAAAAUGACAUGAAGGAAUCAGAGGUGAAAACUGUACAUUGGGAAUAUAUUUAUGCAAAUUUUAUUGAAAUUUAUUGUAAAUAAAGAUUUUCUCAGUGGUCUAGAAAAUCAGC